AUGGAAAAUGCUAUAUUCUACUUGUUGGCACAACUUUUACCAUCAGAAAGAAAAAAUUUCUGUUGUAAUCCUGUACUAAGGUACUUAAUACCACCUUUACGCCCAUUACCACUUUCUUUAUAUAAUCUUUAUAUAUCUAAUUCUCAAGAAAAUUUUAGUCAUCUUAGUCAUCAGUACAAUUCACUGUUUUUAUUUACAACACUUGGUUAUACAGGUGGUGUAGUUCACUUACAACAUCCUCAUACUUUUGCUAUCAAUAGCCAGGCAUACUACCAAAUUCAUUCUACUAACAUGACAGGAAACCCACUUGAUAAAGAUAGUGUUAAUUUAAUUGAGCAAGAGUUAGCUACUAUUAAUCCGUUUGUUCAAGCACAAUCUUUUAAAGAUUUACAAACAGUAAAUGGAAAUUUAUAUUCCACAUUUCAAGAUGCUACACAUGCUUUGGGUUUACUAGAAAACAUAACAGAAUACGAACAAUGCUUUAAUAAAGCCAUGUCUUAUAACUGUGCUCCAGGACAACUCUGCCUGCUAUUUUGCUGGCUUAUUAUAGAAGGCAUAGCAGCUCAAACGAUAUGGCAAAAUCAUCAUGAACUAUUAUCCACUGAUUAUAUAGCUAAAAAGAGAAAUACGCAAGAAAGAGAAAAUGAAGCUCUAAUGUGGAUUACCAAUUUUUUAGAAGAGCAUGGUAUUAAAAUAACACAAACAGGCUUGCCACAACCAUCAAAUUAUUUAUCAGAAAUAAUACGCAUUAAGACACAAUAG
Dentiscutata heterogama is the source of this 762-nucleotide messenger RNA. Lineage: Eukaryota; Fungi; Glomeromycota; Glomeromycetes; Diversisporales; Gigasporaceae. The record is from the annotation of a GenBank genome assembly.